Sphaeramia orbicularis (orbiculate cardinalfish) is the source of this 654-nucleotide messenger RNA. It is a transcript of the gene cldn7a, whose product is annotated as claudin 7a. The transcript has 4 exons. The record is from RefSeq and is a predicted model, not a curated record. Bases 1 to 642 code for a protein of 213 amino acids. Gene Ontology annotation, molecular function: structural molecule activity. Gene Ontology annotation, cellular component: bicellular tight junction; membrane. Lineage: Eukaryota; Metazoa; Chordata; Actinopteri; Kurtiformes; Apogonidae.
AUGGCCAACUCUGGAAUUCAGCUCUUGGGUUUUUUCCUGUCCCUCAUUGGUAUUGUUGGACUGAUCAUAGGGACUAUUUUGCCGCAGUGGAAGAUGUCAGCCUACAUCGGGGACAACAUCAUCACGGCAGUGGCCAUGUACCAGGGACUGUGGAUGUCCUGCGCGUUCCAAAGCACCGGACAGCUCCAGUGUAAAAUCUACGACUCUAUUCUGCAGCUGGACAGUUCACUUCAGGCGACUCGAGCCUUGAUGAUAGUAGGCAUCAUCGUGUCCAUCGCAGGGCUGGGCGUGGCCUGUAUGGGAAUGAAGUGCACCACCUGUGGAGCUGGUGACAAACUUCGCAAGUCCCGCAUCGCCAUGACAGGAGGGAUCAUCCUUCUAGUGGGAGGGUUGUGCGCCAUCGUAGCGUGCUCCUGGUUUGCUCAUAACGUGAUCCGAGCUUUCUAUAAUCCAUACACUCCCGUCAACACCAAGUUUGAGUUCGGCGCCGCCAUCUUCAUUGCGUGGGGUGGUUCGCUCCUCGACGUCCUGGGCGGGGCCAUGCUGGCUGCUUCUUGUCCUCGAAAGAAGCAGGUAUCCAAAUAUCCCUCCAUGGCCAGCUCCCGCUCCGGCCCCCCGAGCAGCGCUAAGGAAUACGUCUGAGAGCGCCCCUGU